Messenger RNA from Glarea lozoyensis ATCC 20868, 3930 nucleotides. RefSeq names its product alpha/beta-Hydrolase. The transcript is spliced from 11 exons. NCBI's taxonomy places the organism in Eukaryota, Fungi, Ascomycota, Leotiomycetes, Helotiales, Helotiaceae. Bases 1 to 3930 code for a protein of 1309 amino acids. Gene Ontology annotation, molecular function: metal ion transmembrane transporter activity. Gene Ontology annotation, cellular component: membrane. Gene Ontology annotation, biological process: metal ion transport; transmembrane transport. The record is from RefSeq and is a predicted model, not a curated record.
AUGUCUGAAACACAAGAUACCGAGGCUCAAGGUAUUCCUCUUGUCCAGUGCGCAACGAACAACACGUCUGCCAACGCAAGUCCCACUACUGAAGCGCCUUCAACCGCUAACUCCGACCUACCCCCAUUGAUACUCAAUGGUGGACCAUCAAGCACAAAUCCGUCAGACCGUAAUGGGAGUGCUGCCAAACGAGGACCAAGCUUCGUGAAGCGUGAGCCUGCAGUACGAAGCAAUCAAUGGCCAACCGAGGUCGACAUAAUUGCCAUUCCGGCAAUAUAUGGAGAUCCAGAACAAACAUGGACACCGAGAGCCAAGUAUUUUCCAGAUGCUUUGGAAGCACCUCCAAAGCCCAAUCCGGUACAGAAAAGCUUCCUAGAAAUGAGCGACAUCUCGGCAGCUUAUCCGAAAAAUAUCAAAAGGGCUUCCACAUCUCGAUCUGGGCAUCACAAACCAGAACCCGCAUGGAUUUUGAACGGUAUACGUAGUCAGAAACAGCUUCAGAAGGCCAGAGUCUUACUAUAUGAUCAUGGCUCGCCUGACAGCGAGCAUACUUUGAAGGGCCUGGCAAUACAGCUACUGCGUACCAUUGAACAGUUACGCGCAACGGAGAAAGAUGAACGUCCUCUGUUUUUCGUUUGCCAUAGUACUGGUGGGCUUAUUGCCAAGUUAGCCUUGAUUGAAGCAAGAAGCUGCAAGAGUUCAGUGUUCGGACACUGUUAUGGCGUUUCUUUUUUUGCAACUCCACAUCGCGGCUCAAGCUAUUUGUCCAACCCUAAUUAUUCGGCUAGGAUUGCUGAAAUCAUGAAUCUCGGCGGUUUAAUGCCUAGGAAGAUUGCCAAAGCACUGUUGCUAGACAACCAAGUACUGAACCUAAUUGAUACAAGCUUUAAACUGCUUGCGACAGACAUGCAAAUAUGGAGCUUUUUUGAAACAGUUGAUACUGAUCUGACCGAUCCGCAAUCGGAAGAUAAGGAGGCCAAGUUUGCUUUCCACGCGCCUAUUACGUCCAUCAAAUCUGCACUCUUAAAUCUCCGACAUGAAGUGGUGUUCCCCUUAAUAAGUGAUCAUGCGCAUUGCGGAACUUUCGAAGACAACGAGCAGACCAAAAGAUCAUACUUGGCAGAGCUUGCUCACGCGGUGAGGAAAGCUAUUGAGCUAAGUAAAACUGCACAUACCACAUUACAGCUCGAAAAACACGUCCGAGUAGAGAUCAUCGGUUUUUACGAGAGUACUCCUUUCAUCUAUGGGACUGAAGUACCCAUCCGGCUAUGGUCCACUGGCAGGUCGCUGAGCGACUUCAAAAGGUAUGGUCCAGCUGCUUUGUUAGCAGAGCGGUUAGCCGAAAACGAAGCACCUCCUAUUGAAGCGCAACACUUGAGACGACAUACUCGAGCAGCAUCGCUACUUCCAGGGAAGCCAGUUGACAGUGAUAAAGCCAUUAAAUUCAACGUGGAUCCGUUUGGUGCGUCAGGACAAAAUUCAAGUCUGUUGAUACCUGGUGGAAGUGGUAAACGGGCACGUCGAAACAAGAGCAAGGAAAGACCGGCAGCUAAGCAGCGGGCGACAACUUCGGAUAUCCUACGGCUUCAACAAGAGAUCGACGAAGACAACGAGCCCAGGCCCGGUAGACCGGAAGACAAUGCACCAAUGCAAGGCAAAAGUAAAAAGCUGGAAAACAAAGGCCUUGGACUCACCACCGACUUCAAAGGGACACCGCUUAUUGUGGAGCCCGAAAGAGGAGGUAGCAUCUCAAUAAGUGGAAUGAACCAGCCUCGAAGGCACAGCGAAUCUCCUGUUGGACGACAUCUACUGACACCAGGAACACUCCCUCGGACAAGCUCACCUCGUGGUCGCAGGGGAAGUGAGAGAGCUGCCUUGGAUACUGACUCAGUACCAAUUUUCAAGCCAGAUAUCAAGAACCAGAAAUUGGUAUGGGUGCAUGUUCCAUAUAACAACCCAAGCUGGGCCAAUGACAUACUAGAAACAAUAUCUGUAGAAAAAGGACCAAGUCACCACGAGAAGUUGAUGAGUACUGAGUUUUGGAAAUCAAAACACGUUCGUGGUCGGCACGCUGAACACCACGCUUGUUUUGUAAAACCAGGCUGUUCAUUCAUCAGUCCUGAAACUAUGUCCCCUAGUCAAUCUCCACCCGCCAGCAGACGCAGUUCCCCUCACAAUAAGCCAACACAGAUGUGUUUGUUCCUCCCAUUUUUACAUUUUGACACUUAUAAAUCUUUGGUAAAGAGACGAGCUUUAAUAAAAUCACGUCUCAAGCAGGGCAGAGCUCGUCCUAUUCCAAAGAAGAUUGCCGCGUUAGACUCAUUAGAGCUUAAAAUACUCUGGCAAUUCCUUGGUCAUGAUCCUCCUGUCAAUUCUCGACGAACCCUAGACCAGUUUGGAUACCCUGGAUUGCUUGAUACACGUGCUAGAGACGACGAUCAAAUGCUGUACAAAAUGACGAAACAGAGGUGCAAUCAUCCUCAUGAUUCCAUGUAUACUUAUGCGACCGAGAAGGAGCAUGAGGAGAGUGAGCAUCAAGAAGGAACUGGAGACUCUCCUGCUGGCUCGGUGGCUGAGCCAGAUUCAGAUGACAGUGGCAGUGAAAGUGACGAUGAGCCGGAAAACGAUGUGCUUGAUGGUAAUGUGUUGAUGGUUGAUCAGGUAUGGCUGUGGGUUAUGGAUAAUGAGACAGCAGUGUCAUUCUUUUCAAAGAGAGAAGCUCUGUCGACCGACGGAAGACUGUACCAGCAGGCCGAUUUACGAAACAGCGUUUUCAACGAGGUUAAUGCGGAUCUCACUGCAAGAUGUGAGAAUUCUUGGGAUCUUGCUGCACUACUUGCGCUUCAUGCUGUCACUGUUUUGUUCGAACGCUCGUCACACCCAGAUCUGGAAAUAUUCCGUAUCUUUGAGGAAGCUAUUAGUAUUCUUACCGAGAAGAUGACUAAUUCAUUUAAACGCUUCCGUGCGCUCGGAUUUCGAGACAAAGCAAUAGACCACGAUGAUGCUGUUAGGACUACAAAUAUCAGAGCAAAACACAAGCUCGAAGGAGAACUUGCCGAGAAACAAAACCGAGAAAACACUUCUGCUCUGUUGGAGCUUCGUGAUAUCGAAGACGAAUUGAAAACAUUAGCGAAGCUCUUUGAGAUACAAGCGAAGGCGAUCCAAGAUAUGACCACUCAUUACAAGAGUAAUGAGCUCAAACACCUUACUCAUAACGGGUUGCCAUUUUUGGAACAAGCAGCGGAGAAGCUGCAAGAGUAUACUAGCCAAACGGAAAAAAUGAUCAAACACGUUCAAAGUACGAGAGAAGAUUUCGAUAAACUCCUUCAAAUGGUCCAACGACAAGCUCAAGUCGAUGAAGUUCGUCUGUCUCGCCUCCAAGCAGAUCUUGCGUCCGCCCAGUCACGCUCGGUAAUGAUCUUUACAACCUUCACAGUCAUUUUCCUGCCAUUAACAUUUUUCACCGGUCUUUUUGGUAUGAACACGCGCGAAUGGGGAGGUGGUACCUUCCUGCAUCUCCGCACUAUCGGCAUCAUCUCUAUUCCCGCCUCCUUCACCAUCAUCACCCUCGCCCUCAUAGUCGCAUGGUCAACACGGAUGCGCAAGCUCUUCAGCACAACACACAAAUUCUUCAACUCGCUCAUUCUGAACAGCAAAACUUGGGUCGUGGAAACGAUACGCAAUCUCAAUCUGAAAGCGAUCAAAGAUAUCGAUGCGAGGAAGAAGAGUAUGGAGGUUAAAAAGGAGAAGAGGAGGAGGAAGGAGGCGAAGCGCCAAGCGACGUUUUUGGAUGAGGAUUUCUGGGAGGGCCAUACGUUGGGGAGGGAGAAGGCUUAUCAGGUUCCGUUGCAGAAUCGGAGGAGUAUUAGGGAGGAGAGGGUUAGGAUGAUGAAGGGGAUGGGGAGUGGGGAGAGGGGGACGUUGAGAUAG